Molecule: messenger RNA, 2571 nt
Organism: Entamoeba dispar SAW760
Lineage: Eukaryota; Evosea; Mastigamoebida; Endamoebidae
Exons: 1
Coding region: 1-2571 (856 amino acids)
Source: RefSeq, a predicted model, not a curated record
AUGACAAAAGAAAUGUUAUAUUGUUCAAUCCCAAUAAUUGUCAAUGAACAUAACUUUCAGUUACUUCUAAGUAGUUAUGACAAAAAUUAUAUUUACAGUAGUUCGCUUAUUCAAACAAAUCAAAAAUGUUUAUUACAUGACUUUAUUCCAAAACAAAAUAGGUUUAUUAUUCGUUAUUAUAAAGAAAAAGAAUUUCCAAUUACAUUAUUAAUGAAGUUAAGUUCAUUUUCUUUUGGUUCAUUUAAUGGAUACUUUAAACGAAAAUGGUUUGAAACAAAUAAACUUAAAUGGUAUAAAUAUAAUCAAUUAGCUUAUAUUACUCCUCAUUUUAUUUCAAUACCUUUAUGUAAUCCAUCUUUCUCUCUUUCUCAAAUGAAAUGUCCUUUUUCUAUUUCUUUUCUUGUUUCUAAUCAAUUGGCGUGUGUUGCUUCAAAUAUUCAUUUUAUUUUAAUGGAAAAUAUGGAAGUGAUUGAAGAAAAGACAAUUAAAUAUGAUUUAAAUUCAUUUUAUUGUAAUUUUAUUACUUCUUUCAAUCAACUUCAUCAUCAAAGUUAUCUUAGAGUUGUUAUUGAUUUACUAAAUGAUACAGAAACAUAUAUAGACAGUGGCUGUUAUCUUUUUGAUGAACAAGGAUAUCUUCUAAAAGAAAAAUUAAUUGGUUUUACUAAAAGAGAAAUUAAUUCAAACAAAGAAAUGAAAGAUGAAAUGUCUUUACUCAGUUUUAUUCCUAAAACAAACAAUAAAAAUGAUUAUAAAGAUAAAGAAAAUUGGUUUCAAUUCAAAAUGACACUUCGUAUUGUUGACUAUAAUUUAUCUUAUUGUAACGAAACAAAAGUUUUUAAUAAAAAUGGAAUGAUUUAUGAAAAUGGUUAUUUACAUUCAUUUAACUCAUUUACUUCAAUAAAAAAUGUUAAAACUCUUCAAACAAUAUUUCUUCAUCAAACUUCAGAUAUUAAUGAAUCACAAAUUUAUUUCCAAACAGAAAAUAAUAUAAUUUCAUUAGAUAGUGUUUUAAAUUCAACUUUAUUUGGUAACUUAAAAGAAAUUAAUAAAGAAUUUAUUGAUACAUUAAAAUCUAUUCAAAUUGACACCCCAAUUGAUUAUACUUUUAUAAUUGAAGUAGUAAAAAGAAGAUUUUGGUUAUUAGAAAUUGAAGAUCUUGAGUUAUGUAGAAAUGUAUUAUUAUGUAUUAGAAUAUAUUGUGAUUAUGGAGAAAAUAUGUUAAGUAAUUGUUAUGAAUGGUUAUACGAUAGAGUUAUUUCUUCUCAAAUGCAUUUAACUUUAUUAGACCUUUUACUUUUUUCUACUUCUGGUUUUAUUGACUUUUCUAUUUCAUUAUUUCAUUAUUUAAAAGAACAAGAAAUCUUAUCAAAUCUUUCCUUAUUAGUACUUUUCUUAAUUUCAUUACAAGAAAAAAGUAUACAACUUUUACCAAAUUUAUUAACUUUAUUUUCUAAACCACAACAUUAUAUUUAUUUCUAUAAAAUGUUAUGGUUACUGUUAGAAAAAUUUGACCAUAAAAUUGCUUUUAUGGAUGAAUGGUUUUUUGCUUUUACAAAACAAUAUCAUAUGUGUUAUCCUGAUAAAAUUAUUCCUUCAAUACAAGGCGUAAUUGAUUUAAUUUCAUUAAUCUUAAAUAGUAAAGAAAAAGAUAAUCAUAUUGUUACUUAUCCUCUUCUUCAACCUUUCUCAUCAAUUCCUAUUUCUUCUAUUCAAUCAAAAAUCAUUAACACAUCAUUAGAACAUCCAAUUAUUAUCAUAUUUCUUCAUAUUGAUAAUUCAAAAUCAAUGUUAUUAUUUAAAUUUAAUAAAACUACUAUUGAAUCAAAUCUAAUGAUAUUCAUGAAAACUAUUUCUCAAUUAUGUUCUUCAUCAUAUCAAACUUAUCAAAUUUAUAACAUUUCAUCAGGUAAAUUUGUUGAAUUUAUUCCUGAUUGUAUUCCAUAUUCAUAUUGUAGAAAAGUAAUUCCACAAAUGAUUCAAAUUCCUUUUUUACUUCAAUUAGAUACUUCAAUUUUAUUGAGUAAUGAAUUAUUACAAUCAUUUCAAAAUUAUUAUGAGAAUUAUUGUCCUUCUUUAAAUUCAAUUCUUCAACCACAAUAUGUAAGAAAAAAAAAUUUCAUUGAAUCAUGUGCAUUAGUGCAAAUAUUUUGGUCUUUAUGUUUACUUCUUGAUCGUCACUUUAAAAAUGUAUUAUUUAAUCCAUUAACUGGAAACAUUUUUCAUAUCGACCUUACUUUUGCCAGAAGUUCUACAUCACAAUUUAUAUCUCCAAUUCAAUACUUUAUUUCUGAAGGUUUUGAACGACCACUUCAAAUACUAAAUUGGUUUAGUACAAUGAAAGAAAUAUCAAAACAAUAUGUCCAUAUUAUCUUUCAAAAUAAAAUAAAACUUUGUUCAUUAUUGACAUGUUUUAGACGUUCAAGUGCAUUACAAAUAGAUACUAUGAUUGAAAUUUUAUAUUUACCAACUGCUGAAAAAUUAAUAAAUGAAAAUAAACGUUUAAAUAUGUUACAAAAGGCAUCAAAAAAAGUGCUUAAAAAAUAUAGUAUUUCUACUUCUUAUAAAUAA